Brienomyrus brachyistius is the source of this 4167-nucleotide messenger RNA. It is a transcript of the gene taok3a, whose product is annotated as TAO kinase 3a. NCBI's taxonomy places the organism in Eukaryota, Metazoa, Chordata, Actinopteri, Osteoglossiformes, Mormyridae. Gene Ontology annotation, biological process: execution phase of apoptosis; protein phosphorylation. The transcript has 20 exons. The record is from RefSeq and is a predicted model, not a curated record. Gene Ontology annotation, molecular function: ATP binding; protein kinase activity. The coding region runs from base 611 to 3301 and encodes 896 amino acids.
AGCUUUACUUGUGCGUUGGACUAUUCGGAAUUAGAUGGGGGAAUUUGCGGAUGAUUUCAGCCUCAUCCCCAGGCAAUCCACACGCCUAUGCUAGCCAUUUGCUGAUUGCGACGCGUUGCAUGAGCAGCCCCGCUAAGUUUGAGAGCAUAAGACACCGGAGCAGAGCGUACGCUACGUUUUUAUUUUUAUUUUUCCUCCAAGAUGCAUUGACAACUUGCAAUGAUAUGAGCAAACGCGACGGACGGAGUCCCGUCGCAGCUUUAAGAGUCGCAGGAGGCAAAGUAACGAUCCCCGGCGCAGUCUUAACUAAUUCGUCUGCUUGUCUUUUCUUUAUUUCCGUCUGAAAGCCGCUGUCACGGCGUCGCAGGGCCCGUGUGCAGUGGAAAGAAAAAAAACCCUAUCUACGGUUCAGCCAGGAAGUCAAACUAUAUUUUUUGAAAGACAAAUCGAAAGUCUCAAUUGCCGCAGGCGGACUUCAUGUUUUUUGAAGAGAAAAAAAACGUGGGCUUCCUACAAGUGAGGAGACAGAAGACGAGUGACACUGAUGGUCAAUGACGGGCUUGUCGAUGACGGAGAGCAGCGAGUGGAAGUCCACGGUACUGUUUAGUCCAUGAUGCCGUCGUCCACGCGGAAAGUUCUGAAGGACCCCGAGGUGGCCAACCUCUUCUUCAAGGAUGACCCCGAGGAGGUCUUCUGUGACCUUCAAGAGAUUGGCCAUGGCAGUUUUGGGGCGGUGUACUUCGCCCAAAACUGCUACACGAAUGAGGUGGUGGCCAUUAAGAAGAUGUCCUACAAUGGGAAGCAAACGACAGAGAAAUGGCAGGACAUCAUCAAGGAGGUGAAGUUUCUGGAACAGCUCCGUCACCCCAACACCAUCGAAUACAAGGGCUGCUACCUGAAGGACAGCACUGCUUGGCUGGUCAUGGAGUACUGCCUGGGCUCAGCUUCUGACCUGUUAGAGGUUCACAAGAAACCGCUUCAAGAGGUAGAAAUUGCUGCCAUUACCCAUGGUGCCUUGCAGGGACUGGCUUACUUACAUUCCCAUACAAUGAUUCACAGAGAUGUGAAGGCUGGAAACAUCCUCCUGACUGAGUCAGGUCAGGUCAAACUGGCAGACUUUGGGUCUGCGUCCAUAGCGUCUCCUGCCAACUCCUUUGUGGGCACUCCGUACUGGAUGGCCCCGGAGGUGAUACUUGCCAUGGAUGAGGGCCAGUACGACGGCAAGGUGGAUGUCUGGUCCUUGGGAAUCACCUGCAUCGAGCUGGCGGAACGCAAGCCCCCCCUCUUCAACAUGAAUGCAAUGAGUGCCUUAUACCACAUCGCCCAGAAUGACUCUCCCACUCUGCAGUCCAAUGAGUGGUCAGACGCCUUCCGAAGCUUUGUCGACUACUGCUUACUGAAAAUCCCUCAGGACCGACCCUUCUCAGCCGAUUUGCUGCGGCAUGACUUCGUCCGGCGCGAUCGCCCCCCACGGGUCCUGAUCGACCUCAUCCAGAGGACCAAGGAUGCGGUGAGAGAGCUGGACAACUUGCAGUACCGCAAGAUGAAGAAGAUCCUGUACCAGGAGAAACACAAUGGGCCGAUGAGUGAGUCCCAGGAGGAGGAGGAGGACAGCGAGCAGGCUGGUUGCAAGAUGAACAGCCUGGGCAGCAAUCACUCCAUCCCCAGUACCUCAGUCAGCACGGGCAGCCAGGGAAGCAGCAUCAACAGCAUGCAGGAGGUCAUGGAUGAGAGCAGCUCCGACCUCACCAUGAUGCACCCCUACGACAGCAUCCCGGAGCCCUCCUCUGGCAUCAAGAAGGUGCAUGCCUGUAUUCAGGAUGAGUCCGGGCACCAGGAACCCAGGCCGGAGGUGCGGCCCGCCUCCGAGAGAAGCCAGGCCAUCAGCUACAAAAACCGCGAGAGAUUCGCCACCAUCAAGUCGGCGUCACUGGUUACGCGGCAGAUUCAUGAGCAUGAGCAGGAGAACGAGCUGCGGGAGCAGAUGUCCGGGUACAAGCGCAUGAGGAGGCAGCACCAGAAGCAGCUGAUCGCGCUGGAGAACAAGCUGAAGGCCGAGAUGGACGAGCACCGGCUCCGUCUGCAGAAGGAGGUGGAGACGCAGGCCAACAACGCCCACAUCGAGCUGGAGAAGCUGGCCAAGAAGCACGCCGUCCACACUGAGAAGGAGAUGAAGACGGCCGCAACCGACGAGAAAAAAUUCCAGCAGCAUAUCAUGGCCCAGCAGAAGAAGGAGCUGACCACCUUCUUAGAUAACCAGAAGAGGCAGUAUAAGCUGUGCAAGGAGAAGAUUAAAGAGGAGAUGAACGAGGACCACAGCACGCCAAAGAAGGAGAAGCAGGAGCGGCUGUCAAAACACAAGGAGAACAUGCAGCAUUCGCAGGCCGAAGAGGAGGCGCACCUGCUGGGCCAGCAGCGCAUGUUCUAUGAGCAGAACUGCAGGGCUUUCAAACAGAAGACCAUGAGCAAGCGGCACGGGUUUGAGGAGGAGCAGAUGAGAGAGGAGCUGAACAAGAAGACGACCCAGAAGGAGAUGGAGCACGCCAUGCUGAUCCGGCACGACGAGUCCACACAAGAGUUGGAGCACCGACAGCUCAAGAUGCUGCAGAAGUUGCGCAUGGACUUGAUACGUCUGCAGCACCAGACAGAGCUGGAGAACCAGCUUGAAUACAACAGGCGGAGAGAGCGGGAGCUACACAGGAAACAUGUCAUGGAGCUCCGACAGCAGCCCAAGAACCUCAAGGCCAUGGAGCUGCAGAUUAAGAAGCAGUUCCAGGACACCUGCAAAGUGCAGACCAAGCAGUACAAAGCACUGAGGAACCAUCAGCUGGAGGUCACCCCCAAAAGCGAGCACAAGGUCAUCCUGAAGAUGCUGAAGGACGAGCAGACGCGCAAGCUGGCCAUCCUGGCCGAGCAGUACGAACAGACCAUCAACGAGAUGAUGGCCUCCCAGGCACUGCGGCUGGAUGAGGCCCAGGAGGCGGAGUGCCAGGCCCUGAGGCAGCAGCUCCAGCAAGAGAUGGAGCUGCUCAGCGCCUACCAGAGCAAGAUCAAGAUGCAGACGGAGGCGCAGCACGAGCGUGAGCUGCAGAAGUUGGAGCAGAAGGUGUCGCUGCGAAGGGCCCACCUCGAACAAAAGAUCGAGGACGAGCUGGCUUCGCUGAAGAAUGAGUGCACAGAGAGGAUCAAGUUCAUGCUGGAACGUCAGAAGAGGGAGGUGGACACGUUCGACAUGGAGAGCGCCCGGCUAGGCUUCAGCAACCUCAGCAUUCUGGACUAUCCUAAGGACGACUAUAGAUGAGAAAAGCUUCGCCAUGGCUGCUGUACCUCCCUUAACAUGUGGCUCCAUGCUACUGAUGUCACUUACGAACUAGUGCCUGUGCUGCCCUUAACUACCGAGGGUCUCCCGUCAAGUCACAUGAUAAUAUGCUGGAUUUACUCUAUAGGCCGUCUUUUAAAAACAAAUGUGGCAGUGUUGGUGGUUUUUUUGUGCAAUAAAUUCAUUGGUAAAGCUGAAAGCAAAGCAAAAAAGUAAAACAAUUUGGAUAUACAUUGGUUAAUAGCUGUACUUAAAAGAAUUAUUUUUAACGUAAGGGGGAGAUUUUUCCAUCUCACGGGCACAUUCAAAACUGCCUUCCCCUCUCUGGUAUUUAUUAAUCAGGAUAGGAAAAUUUGGUACUUACACAAAGGCCGUGAUGUACAUAUGAGUAGUCUACGUUUAGUAUGUUACUUUGGGAUUAAAUGUGACUUAACAAACGCGUGUGGCGUUUAACUGUAUUGGAAUCAUUUUCUAUGGCGACAAUGUGAAUACAAUUCCCAACACCUAUGCAUAACGAGGAUUGGGAUGGUUGUGUAUUUUGUGUAUAGAAGGAUUUAUGGAGAGCUUUUAAUUAUUUUCAUAUUGUAUUUUAACUGGUCCUCAAAUGAAUUUUUUAGCAAUGAUUCUUCCCUCAUUGUUCAGUAUUUUGUAGUUUAAUCAGUGGGAUCUUGUUUGAAUUUCUGUUUAGAUUGUUCUCGCUUAAACCACCUUUAAGCUGUGAAUUUUUCUUAUGACAAAUCAAAAGGCAAAAUGCUUUAUUGCAUGCACUUUAAUUUUUUUCCAAGUUAAGAGCGGCAUGAAUCUGUCAGAGCUUUUAAUUAUAUUUGUAAAUAAAAGUGCUCAUCACA